Opisthocomus hoazin is the source of this 2967-nucleotide messenger RNA. The record is from RefSeq and is a predicted model, not a curated record. Lineage: Eukaryota; Metazoa; Chordata; Aves; Opisthocomiformes; Opisthocomidae.
AUGGACGACUCGGAAGUGGAGUCGACCGCCAGCAUCCUUGCCUCUGUCAAGGAGCAGGAGGCACAGUUCGAGAAGCUGACGCGGGCGCUUGAGGAGGAACGGCGCCAUGUCUCAGCCCAGCUGGAACGAGUCCGGGUCUCCCCACAGGAUGCCGGCCUGGGCUUGGCCAACGGCACGCUCACCCGGCGGCACCAGAACGGCCGUUUCUUGGGUGAUGCUGACCUGGAAAGGCAGAAAUACCCAGAUCUGAAGCUCAACGGGCCGCAGGACCACAGCCACCUCUUGUACAGCACGAUCCCCAGGAUGCAGGACCCAGGCCAGAUUGUGGAGGAGACGUACACCAUGGAGGAGGACCCAGAAGGGGCCAUGUCAGUUGUGUCUGUGGAGACAUCAGAUGAUGGGACAACCCGGCGUACAGAGACCACGGUGAAGAAAGUGGUGAAGACUGUGACCACCCGGACGGUGCAGCAGGUGCCGGUGGGGCCUGAUGGGUUGCCUUUGGAAACCUCCCCUGUCACCAGCAAUUACGUCCAGACCAUGGACAGGAACUUCCACAAGAGCAGCAACGGGGGCCCCGGGGGCUACCUGAGCCAGCCAGGCACAGCCACCCUCCCUCGUAACUACCACUACCCCGACGGCUAUGGCCGCCCCCAUGAGGCAGGCUAUCCGGGCGCCGACCACACCCCCGCCAGCCUGUCCCGUGUCACCCGCAUUGACGAGCGCUACCGUCCGUCCAUGGACACCUACCGGGCCCCCAGCCGCCAGGACAUCUAUGGCCCCCAGCCUCAGGUGCGCGUCGGGGGCAGCAACAUGGACCUCAACCACUUCCACCCCGAGCCAUAUGGCCUGGAAGAUGACCAGCGCAGCGUGGGCUUUGAAGAUGCGGACUACGGGAUGAUGUCUGACUAUGGCACAGCCAGGCGGACGGGGACCUCGGCUGAUCCGCGGCGGCGGCUCAGGAGUUAUGAAGACAUGCUGGUGGAUGAAGUGGCCCCUGACCGGUACUACUGGGCCCCCCUGGCUCAGCAUGAGCGGGGUAGCUUGGCUAGUCUGGACAGCCUGCGGAAGGGAGGUCCGGCCCCAGGCAACUGGCGCCAGCCGGAGCUGCCAGAGGUGAUAGCCAUGCUGAACUACCGGCUGGAUGCAGUCAAGUCCAAUGCGGCUGCCUACCUGCAGCACCUCUGCUACCGUAACGACAAGGUGAAGACAGAGGUGCGCAAGCUGAAGGGCAUUCCCGUGCUGGUGGGAUUGCUAGACCAUCCCAAGAAAGAGGUGCAUUAUGGUGCCUGUGGAGCCCUCAAGAACAUCUCCUUUGGCAAGGACCAAGACAAUAAGAUUGCCAUCAAGAACUGCGAUGGGGUUCCUGCUCUGGUGCGCCUGUUGCGGAAGGCCCAUGACAUGGACCUCACAGAGGUCAUCACAGGAACACUGUGGAACCUGUCCUCUCAUGACUCUAUCAAGAUGGCCAUUGUGGAUCAUGCACUACAUGCCCUGACCGAUGAAGUUGUCAUUCCCCACUCGGGCUGGGAGCGGGAACCAAAUGAGGACUCUAAACCCCGCCAUAUCGAGUGGGAGGUGGUGCUCACCAACACUGCUGGCUGCCUUAGGAACGUGAGCUCAGAGCGGAGCGAGGCCCGUCGGAAGCUGCGGGAAUGUGAUGGGCUGGUGGAUGCCCUGAUCUACGUUGUCCAGUCUGAGAUCGGCCAGAAGGAUUUGGACAGCAAGCUGGUGGAGAACUGUGUGUGCCUGCUGAGAAACUUGUCCUACCAAGUCCACCGUGAGAUCCCCCAUGCCGAGCGCUACCAGGAGACACCUCUGGCCCCUGCCAACAGUGCUGGGCCCCAUGCUGCGAGCUGCUUUGGUGCCAAGAAGGGCAAAGACGAGUGGUUCUCCAGAGGUAAAAAGGUCCCAGAAGACCCCGGUGCCGAUACAGUGGAUUUUCCCAAAAGAACAACUCCAGCCAAAGGCUAUGAGCUCCUCUUCCAGCCAGAAGUGGUCCGGAUAUACAUCUCCCUUCUAAAGGAAAGCAAGACUCCAGCCAUCCUAGAGGCUUCGGCAGGAGCCAUUCAGAACCUGUGUGCUGGCAGCUGGACAUAUGGCCGGUACAUCCGCUCGGCACUGCGCCAGGAGAAGGGACUCUCCGCCAUUGCCGACCUCCUGACCCACGACAGCGAGCGAGUGGUGAAAGCAGCGUCUGGAGCCCUGCGCAACCUGGCUGUUGACUUGCGUAACAAAGAGCUGAUAGGUAAACAUGCCAUCCCCAACCUAGUGAAGAACCUGCCUGGAGGCCAGCAGACCCCAGCCAAAAACCUCUCUGAGGACACAGUAGUGUCAAUCGUCAACACCAUCAAUGAAGUAAUUGUAGACAACCUCGAGGCUGCCAAGAAGCUGCGGGAAACACAGGGGAUUGAGAAGUUGGUGCUGAUCAACAAAUCUGGGAACCGCUCAGAGAGAGAAGUCCGAGCAGCUGCCCUCGUCUUGCAGACAGUCUGGGGGUAUAAAGAGCUGCGGAAGCCGCUGGAGAAAGAAGGCUGGAAGAAGUCAGAUUUCCAAGUGAACCUGAGCAAUACCUCUCGGACCCAGGGAGGCAACUCGUUUGAUGACAGCACCUUGCCUCUCAUCGACAGGAACCAAAAAACAGACAAGAAAUCCUCCCGGGAGGAGAUCCAGAUGAGCAACAUGGGACCAGACAACUAUUCCACACUCAACGAGAGGGACCACAGCAGGACGCUGGACCGAUCUGGUGACCUUGGAGAUACGGAGCUGGUGAAGGCAGCACCGCUGAUGCAGGAGGAGGGGCAAGAAUCGCAGCCUGAGGUAGAGGAGGCAGAGGAUGCUGCUGCUGUGUGUUCCCCUGUGUCGGUAUGUCCUGCAGUGUCCUGCCCAAUCUGAACAGUGGUGACAGAUCCUGCUGCACUGUUAGGGGUGCUUUGGCCAGCCAAAUUCUGCUAUGAUUGCUGCUGCCUG